Messenger RNA from Hermetia illucens (black soldier fly), 697 nucleotides. RefSeq names its product zinc finger CCHC domain-containing protein 10. The transcript has 2 exons. Lineage: Eukaryota; Metazoa; Arthropoda; Insecta; Diptera; Stratiomyidae. Gene Ontology annotation, molecular function: zinc ion binding; nucleic acid binding. The record is from RefSeq and is a predicted model, not a curated record. The coding region runs from base 115 to 630 and encodes 171 amino acids.
GCCUCUCUCAAAAACAUCUGUUUUCCACUCCGCUCUCUCUAAUUUUGAAACGUCAAAUGCCGACGUCAGAUGGACUUGCUGUCAAACGUUUGUAGUGUUUUGGACGAUUAGGUCAUGACGCUGUUGAAUUUAACUGCGAGGAAACUCGCCCUCAAAAAGAAGGAAGCGAAGAUCGCAGCUGCCUUCCCAAAAGGCGCCCGAUGUCAGAAAUGCCUUGAGUACGGCCACUGGAGCUACGAAUGCACGGGCAAACGCAAAUAUCUCCAUCGUACAUCCCGCACGAAGCAACUGAAUAAAAACCUCGAGGAAAAACAGAUGAAAGCAUCCGCGAACAGUGGGGUUGGCACAAAGUCCAAGCGUAAGAGGAAGAAUUCUGGUUCUUCAUCCUCCGACUCAGACGAUAGCUCCUCCUCGUCCAGCUCAUCUUCGUCAGAAAGUGAAGAGUCUGAAGGUUCUGGCUCAUCGGACAGCGAAAGUGACUCGUCGUCCUCUUCAUCAGGUUCGUCGUCAUCGUCCUCGUCUGGAAGCAGUCAAAAAGGAAGUGGAAAAACUAAAAAGAAGCGAAAAGUGAGCAAGUCUGCAUCGUCUUCGGACGCUUCCAGCAGCUCCUCUAAUUCUGACGAUGAAUAAGAUAUUAUGUGUGCAGAGCAUUAGAUGUAAAUAAAGAUUAGGUUUUUUAAGUAUGAAAGUAAAUCUU